AUGGUUCAAAAUGUCUACCAUUGUAUUGUGGUGUAUAAAAUUCUUAAAAUUCUCCAAAGAAUACAUCAAAAAGAAUUGCACAAAAAGAAUACUGUUUUUAAUAUGAAAAAAUCGAAUGUCCACUUCUUUUCACUCCAAAAAGGCACGAUUGUAGUGAAUAGAAAAAUCAUCGAAUUUAACUCAGAGAAGUGUGAAAUUCCAGUUUUAGUUGAAAAUAGAGAACUUUUAUGUAUUGGAAAUGUUUCAAAUAAGACAACAAAAAUUCAAAUAUCAUCAAAACUUGGGGGAAAUGCUUAUUUUUUAAGAACAGAACCUGAAAUUAUUACAUUAAAGAAAAAUUUUGCUUGUGAAUUUUCAGUGUAUUUGACACCAUUGUACAGUACUACCAUUUCAAGCGAUGUGAUGAUAAUCUCAAAAAGUCUUUCGAAUAACAAACAAAGUACUUACGAUUUUAUAAUUAACGCAAAAACUGAAAUGAAUUCGAGACUCGAUCCUACCGAAAUUUCAAUUGACAAGAAAAUAGGUGAAGGAUCUUUUGGGUUAGUUUAUCAAGGUACUUUCAGAAACAAUUUAGUUGCAAUUAAACAAAUGAAAGAAAGUAUCAAUGAAGCUGAAAAAAUGAAAGAUUUUGAAAGGGAGGUUUGUAUGUUAGACAAAUUUCGGAGUAAGAUUAUUGUCCACUUCUAUGGAGCUGUAUUCAUCCCAAGUAAAAACUGUAUGGUCACUGAAUUUGCUCAAUUCAGUAGUUUAAAUGAUUUGAUGAUUAAAAUGAAGUGGCACCAAAUAACAGAGAAAUUAAAAAUCAAAUUUAUAAUAGACGCAGCAAAAGGACUGUCGUAUUUACACACUAAUGGAAUAUUACAAAGAGAUAUUAAACCAGAUAACAUUUUAAUAGUGUCAGUCGAAAGGAACGAUCAGGUAAACGCCAAAUUGACUGAUUUUGGAGCAUCAAGAAAUAUCAACAUGUUGAUGACUAACAUGACUUUCACAAAAGAAGUUGGUACACCUAACUUCAUGGCUCCUGAAGUUUUAAAAGGAGAGAAAUACACAACGAGUGCGGAUGUAUAUUCAUUUGCAAUAACAAUCUAUGAAUGCUUUGGGUGGUGCGAAGCAUAUUCAAAAGAUGCAUUCAAAUUUCCAUGGAAAAUAGCCGAGUUUGUGACAGCUAGAAAACGCCUUGAAAAAAGAAAAAAUAUUAUAGAAGAACUUACCCGACUAAUGGAACAGUGUUGGCUACAAAACUCAGAUGAGAGGAUUAAGAUAAAUCAUGUUGUUGACGAACUUCAACUUAUUCGUUCGACUCGAUGA
This is a messenger RNA of Entamoeba invadens IP1, 1308 nucleotides long. RefSeq names its product serine/threonine protein kinase HT1, putative. The transcript has a single exon. Bases 1 to 1308 code for a protein of 435 amino acids. Gene Ontology annotation, molecular function: ATP binding; protein kinase activity. Lineage: Eukaryota; Evosea; Mastigamoebida; Endamoebidae. The record is from RefSeq and is a predicted model, not a curated record. Gene Ontology annotation, biological process: protein phosphorylation.